AUGCCCACUUCGUUUUCUCUUUUUUUUCUCGUAAUUGCUAUAAUUGAAUCCGUGGCAGGACUUCUAGGAAAUGGAACUAUCUUGGCUGUCAGUUCAACUAGCUGGGUGAGGAGCAAAAUAUUGUCCUCCUAUGACAUGAUUAUGAUCUUUCUGAGUUUAUCCAGGUUCUGUUUGCAGUCCUGGAUGAUGCUGGAUUUGUUCCUAAGUUUGGUCUACCCAGCUUCCUAUUAUGUGGAAAAAUUGUUUGUAACUUUCAAGACAGUUUUUAUGUUCCUGAACUACUCCAGCCUCUGGUUUGCUGCCUGGCUUAGCGUCUUCUAUUGUACCAAGAUUGCCACUUUUACUCAGUCUUUCUUCAUCCGUCUGAAGCAAAGAAUUUCCAGUCUUGUGCCCUGGAUGCUGAUAACAUCAUCUCUUUUUUCCUUUGCAACAUGUCUUCCUUUCUCCUGGGAUAUCUACAAUGUGCACAACAACUUCACUACUCCUUUAACUGUGACAAACUCCUCAGAAAGGAGAGCCAGAAUGAAAAUCAGUUUCUUUUCAUUGAUUCUUCUCUGUAAUGCCGGUAUAGCCUUGCCUUUGAUAGUGUUUGUUGUUUCAAGUAUCCUGCUGAUUCGGUCUCUGUGGAGACACAUGAGACAGAUGCAAAAUAAUGCAACUGGCUUCAGGGAUCCCUGCUUAGAGGCCCACAUGGGUGCCAUAAAGUCAGUCUUCUCCUUCCUCAUCCUGUAUGUUACGUAUUUUAUUGCUUUGGUUCUCAUUUUAUCCAAUAUGUUCUUACCUUUCAGCAUCUGGGAAGCCAUAUGUGUGGCUGUAAUGGCUGCCUGUCCUGCAGGACACUCUAUGAUCUUAAUCUGGAGCAAUCCCAAAUUUCGAGAGCUGCCCGCUAGGAUUUUGCACCACACAAACUGUCAAAUGAGACCUAGAUCCAUGUAA
Dromaius novaehollandiae (emu) is the source of this 936-nucleotide messenger RNA. Its product is annotated as taste receptor type 2 member 40. Lineage: Eukaryota; Metazoa; Chordata; Aves; Casuariiformes; Dromaiidae. The record is from RefSeq and is a predicted model, not a curated record. Gene Ontology annotation, molecular function: G protein-coupled receptor activity; bitter taste receptor activity. Gene Ontology annotation, biological process: detection of chemical stimulus involved in sensory perception of bitter taste; G protein-coupled receptor signaling pathway; sensory perception of taste. The transcript has a single exon. The coding region runs from base 1 to 936 and encodes 311 amino acids. Gene Ontology annotation, cellular component: membrane.